AGAGCGGCGGGGUGGUUGCUCUCGCUUCGUGGAACGCCGUCUAUAUAGAGGCGGAGACGGCGCGGCGGCACAGAGAAGGGCUCGCCGACAGCGACGACCAGAAGCCUGCUGGCCCGUGGGCGAACAGAAGCCCGGCGCUCUUGGAGGAUUGCUGCGGAGCCCUGCCCCGCCAAUAGUGGCGAUUUCACCCGCGGCAGCCGCCGUGGCACCUCCACUGGCUGAAGAGAGGUGUUGCUUUCCCCGCUCGUCCUCCCUCGCGGGUCUGGUUCGGCAGCAGCGCCUUUGCUAGGCGGCUGAGCGGCUCCGCAGGCCAGCAGCAUGGGCGUGGAGAGUCCGGGCGAGCGCACGGCUCCGGCUCGGCGGCGGCGCGGCUGCCGGCGGGUGCGGCUGCUGUGCAUGCUGGCGCUGACUUUCGGCUUCUUCGUGGUGGAGGUGGUGGUGAGCCGCUUGACGGCCUCCCUAGCCAUGCUCUCGGACUCCUUCCACAUGCUCUCGGACGUGAUGGCUCUGGUGGUGGCCCUCGUCGCCGUGCGCUUCGCCCAGCGCACCCGCGCCACCAAGAAGAACACCUUCGGUUGGGUGCGGGCCGAGGUGAUGGGCGCCCUGGUCAACGCCGUCUUCCUGACCGCGCUCUGCUUCACCAUCCUCCUGGAGGCCAUCGAGCGCUUCACCGAGCCCCAUGAGAUCGAGCAGCCUUUAGUGGUCAUCGGCGUCGGGGCCGCCGGGCUGCUCAUCAACGUGCUGGGGCUCUGCCUCUUCCACCAGCACGGCACCGGCGGCCACGGCCACUCGCAUGGCGGGAACGGAGGGGGAAGCCACCGCCGGAGCGGCUUCCGAGGCAAGGCGGAGCCGCCUCUCGGCGACCUACAUAAAGAAGAGGAGACCAACACCCUGGUGGACAAUUUCAGCAGCUCCAAUGGAGUCAGCCUGGAGAAGCUGGGUGAUGCGGUAAAAGAGAGCCAAAUGGAAUUGCAACCAAAUGGAAAUAUUAGCGGUCACUCCUCUAUAGAUAUGGAGGUUGAAGAAGACGCCAGUGCUCAGCUCAAUAUGCGUGGAGUGUUCCUUCAUGUUCUUGGAGAUGCCUUGGGUUCAGUUAUUGUAGUAGUGAAUGCCCUAGUAUUUUACUCUUACUGGAUUCCAUGCCCGGAGGUUGGGGAUUGCAUCAAUCUUUGUGUUAAUGACAAUUGUAAAAACUUCACUCAAUUUUCUCCACUUGAACUAGAACAAAUUCCUGUAGCUGGUCCUUGCUGGGUUCUGUAUUUAGAUCCUGCACUGUGUCUGAUCAUGGUUUGCAUUCUACUCUAUACUACUUAUCCUCUGCUUAAAGAAUCUGCCCUUAUUCUUUUGCAAACUGUUCCUAAGCAAAUUGAUAUUCGCUCUUUAAAUGAGAAACUACGUAAACUGGAAGAAGUAGAAGCUGUCCAUGAAUUGCAUGUUUGGCAGCUGGCAGGAAGCAGAAUAAUUGGCACUGCUCAUAUAAAAUGUAAGGAUCCAGAAUCAUACAUGAAAGUGGCAAAAGAUAUUAAGGAGAUUUUUCAUGAUGAAGGGAUACAUGCAACAACCAUUCAGCCUGAGUUUGCCAUUGUAAGCUCUGAUGAUGGUGUAAGUAAAUGUGAACUUCCCUGCAGAACCCAAUGUGCUCUGAAGCAGUGUUGUGGGACUGUGGAAAAGGCCACUGCAAAGAAGAUAGAAAAGUCCCCUUCAGUUAGUAUUUCCUGCUCUGAAAUAGUUAUUGACUCUCCACAACAGAAAACCCGGAGGACUAAAUCAGAAUGUAUACCUGCUGUAAAAUUAGAAGCGGAGCCUAAUCCCAGCAAACAGUUUGAAUCAUCUUUGUAAUUCCCAAAGUUAUGCUGAAUGAAGUAUGGAUUCAACUACAAAUUGGUUGCAAGAAAGACUACUAUUAAAAAGAGAAGUUGCAAAGAAAUGUAGUUGUUGAAGUUCCUGUCCUUGUCACAACAGUGAAAUCCUGUUGAAAAGAACAUGCCAUCCUGACACAACAUAUAUUUGUGUUAACUUGAGGCUAAAUAGCACAACAAUUAUGCAGAGCCAGUUUCAACUUUCUGCCUGAUGCAUUUUUGUUGAAUUAAAAAUUAAAAUGAUUCUUCAAUAAUCCCCUUUUCCCUGAAAUUAGUUUGUAUUAAGCUUCUUAUUGGGAUCGUGCUUUCUGCUUCUUGAUUUGUGUGUGUGCUACCUUUUUAAAAAUUACAACUAAAGGGAGAGGACACCAAACUUGACAGAAUCAUUUUAAAAAGUUCACUGCUUGGGAAGUGGUUAGAUUUCCUACUAGGUGAAAAUGAACGCUAUUUUAAAUAAACAUACUACGUAGCAUUAAUAAUGGCAUUUUAAAACAUAUCCAUUGUCAUUGACAGAUCCGAUUUUUGUACUGAGCCUGUGACAUAACGAAAAUCAGUUGCUUACUAAAUAGGAAUUGGAAAAUUCCCACCUGGAUUGUAAAAUUAACUGUUUAGACAAAAACAGGAUAUACUUCUUUUCUCCUUACCUUUUUUCUUUAUUAUAUAGAUCUUAGAAUUUAAACUCUAUAAUAGAGUUUGCUGGGACUAGAGAGCCAGAGCUGGUCUCUGUCUUAGCAGUGUUAUCUGUGUUGUACCAAAAUAGAGAUACUGCAUCUGACCUAUAAUUAUUAAAAAAAAGGGAAAAAACAUAACAGAUCAAAUUCAUCAGCAUAUAUUGCUAAAACUUUAAUAUAUUUCUUACUUUUGUAAAAGUAUUUAUGACUUUACUGAGCCAUUUAUUUUUUGUUGGAUAAAAUUACUUCGCUGAAAUACUCAAUUCUUAGUGAACUCUAGGCAGCGGCCUAUGGAACAAGAUUGCUGCCUGCAGCACUGGUUCAGAUAUCAUGAUAAACUUUAUUUGUGCAACAGGAAUGAAUUGCAGCGAGCUUUGAGCUGAUGGGCACACCCAUUUCUCUCCAGCACAUCCAUAAGGACUAGUGAUGAGAAGUUUCUGCUUAUUACCUUCAGUUUAGUGUCCUAGCCAAAUCCUAAACCAUUGUCUUAAUCCCUAGUUUGAAGUUGUCUUUUUUCAAAUACAUUCAAGGCACAAGAUUGAACUGGCUGAAAUUGUUACAGAGAAAUAUGGUUACUGUUAGCCACAGUUUGUCAGGUUUGGGAAAGCCAAAAAGUGAUUUAUCAAAAAAGAAGUAAAUGCUUCUGGUUUUCUUUUGGCCAUAUAGAAGAGGGAACUGGAAGGCAUGUGAGCCAAAGUCUUAGUGCAGUUUAUUCCAAUUGUAGUAAACUCAUCUUCCCCAACUGUAUUCCAGAUGAUUUGGACCAUCAUCUACAGCACUAUGCCCAAUAGUUAGGAGUGAUGAGGUAAGUUAGUCCAAAACAUUUGGAAGGCAGUAAGUUGCUGAACACUGUUAUAAAUGAUGGUUAUUGUGAUGUCUGAACUGCCUUCAGUCACUACUCUUACCUGUGACACUUUGCAUAGUCAAUUCCUGCCUAAGUCAAUCUUGUAUCCUCUGGAAGGUUUUAAAGGCAAUUCCACAAAGUACUUCUUAAAAUGAAGUAGAGGAAAGCUGCUCAAUUCUGUUAGUUACUUGUGCAUGGAUUUAUAGACCUACUCUAGCUUAAAACAUUAUGGUUCCGCUGGUUACAAGUUUUAAACUGCACAGCCAGCUUUUUUUUUCACUUCCAGAUGAUUAAAAAUAGGGCUGAUUACAAAUUCUGAGUUGACAUUAAUGUCAAUACUGAAGCAUUUUUUAGAGCUGUUAACUGGAUUGUUUUCCAAUAGUGUAAAGAUUGUAAAAUGCAUAGAGAAAAGACACUGCAAGGAAUGAAGGCAGGUGAAGUGAGUGUCACAGCCCUCCUUUAUUUUACAUAAUAAAACUAUUCCACAGUUAACAUUAUGGUGUGUUAUAACAUUUUACUUCUAAAAUGAUCAAGUACAUUAGCAAAGCAUUUGUGUUUCUUUUGUUUAAUGGCCACCUGUUAAUACUCAUAAUUUGUUUCCCAUACAUCAUUCCAAGCAUGAAAUAAUUGUGUGAUAUAAUUCUCAUGUUGCUAGUCUAAUUGAAAAAAAAAAUCAGUUUUGAAAAUCACCUACAUUUUUCUAUUGUAUGGACAAUGCAAUAUUGACAGAGCCAGAACUCUGGAAAUGUGCAAGCAUGUAUGUAUGAACAGACACAAAAAAGCUAAAUAAUAUAAAAUACUAUAAAUUAGAAGUCUGCAGCUAAAGCUUUCUAAUUUUUGAAUGCUUUGAAGUUUGGACUCAUUAAAAAAACUGCAAGCCUUUUUAAUUUCUUAGCAUGAACUGACUGAUUUUAUUUAGGUUAGUUUGUAUACACAGUGGAAUAUACAGUAAUAGGCUGUUUCCAAUUUUUAUUCUUUCAAAAGAAACUUUGCUGCAUCGUCUUACUAAACACGAAGUUUAGCUUUCAUUUUGAGUAUGUAAUGCAGUGAUUAAAUAGGAAAGCAUCUUACAUGUUUGUCAGGUUUGGUCCUGCUUUUUAUUAUACAACAGCUUGUUUUUGUGGCAGAAUACGUUGUAUCAUUCCUAUUUUAACACGUAAUGUUUCAGGAAUAUUAGCUAGGUCAUUUCCUAGUUAUAUUUGAAAUAAAAUUGAACACCUUGAAUAUCUUCAACCGCAGGAAGCUUUUUUUUUCUUUUUGUAUUUGAUUAUAUUGAAUAUUGAAGCCAAUUUUGCAAGCUUUUUUUCUUCUGAGCGGCACUGUAUGGGGGGGGAUGCUUCAGUUACAGACAGACCAGUGGUAGUGGACACAUUCUGCUCAGUAUAUGGUUUUGUGAUAAAUUUACCUAUCCUUCAGUGAGUAUGAGAUGGCUAUGUGAAUCUGUUUUGCUGCAAUUUCACAUGGUUUUUUUCUCCAGAAGUUAUAGUGUAUAUAUCCAUCAUGUGCAGUAUGUGUUCCAUCACAAAUGCACAGUUGAGUGAGUGCUGUGUCACUGUAUGAUAGGUAACGUAAAGGUACUCAAAUGGUGGUAAAUGACCGGACUAUCUGUUGCUACUUAAGUGUUUGAAGGAGUGGCCUGUAAAAGAAAGAUAGGCCUUUCCAAAGAGGACCGUGUGUUACCAAAAGUUUGGCAGAAUGCUUCAAAACUACUUGAAAGAAGUACUGCUCCAGAUGUCUUUGUUAAGGUUUGCCUUUCUUUCAGCUGUGGCACUCCUGCUGUAUGUAAAGCAGUUUGCAGCUGGGGCCUGUAUCGGAGAGAACCGAGGUACUGAGCCCAUUGAGUUAAUGGGAAACCAUUGGGGGUAAAAUGCACUUUCUGGCACUUCUCCUUGAUGGGGGAAAUCAUUCUAACUCUGCAUCUCCUCUUUUUGAUUUUUUAAAGUUUAUGAAACUUGUAGUGCAUAUGUAAGGAUAUUAAGUACAAUAUUUAAAUAUGCUGCUUUAAUUUCGCAACAGCAUCAAUGUAGCAUUUUUGGGACUCUGGCUUAUGUUUACAGAACAAGUACUGAAUAUUAUAAUGUAGUUUGUUUCUAUCUUACACCAUCUCAUUGCCUCUUGGUGGAUUGAACGGCACUAAUAAUUCAUGUGCCUGAAAUAAGGUAUUUGAUUAUGUUCUCCUUCUGUGUUAAACCAAAUGUAGCCUUACUGAUAACAGGAGCUUUCAUUCAUUUGUAUGAUCUUGGGUUAUGUCAUUAAACUGCUUGUGUGAAGAUCA
Molecule: messenger RNA, 5649 nt
Organism: Candoia aspera
Lineage: Eukaryota; Metazoa; Chordata; Lepidosauria; Squamata; Candoiidae
Gene: SLC30A1
Product: solute carrier family 30 member 1
Exons: 2
Coding region: 319-1839 (506 amino acids)
Biological process (GO): intracellular zinc ion homeostasis; detoxification of zinc ion; zinc ion transmembrane transport
Cellular component (GO): membrane; endoplasmic reticulum; Golgi apparatus
Molecular function (GO): calcium channel inhibitor activity; zinc ion transmembrane transporter activity
Source: RefSeq, a predicted model, not a curated record